Molecule: messenger RNA, 555 nt
Organism: Rubroshorea leprosula
Lineage: Eukaryota; Viridiplantae; Streptophyta; Magnoliopsida; Malvales; Dipterocarpaceae
Source: the annotation of a GenBank genome assembly
AAAUUUUUAAAAAUUUGAAAAAGAUUCGGCAUAUAUUCUCUUAUUCAUUUUUGAAUUCUGCACUAUUUCUCAGAUUUUAAAAAAAUAUUUUUUAAGCUCAGUCUACUGUUCUUGUUUAUGUUUGCAUAUUCCAGCGGCUGAGAAUGGAGAGGUACGAUACAGAGGAAGCUGAAGGAUGCAAGACGCCGGUGCGCAGAGGAUGUAAGAUUCCGGUGGUUUUCGAGUGUCCGCCACCUCCGAGGAAGAAAUCAUACGGUGGAAAGAAGCGGGAUCCGCCGAAGAAUGGCUAUUUCCAGCCGCCCGAUCUCGACGCUCUGUUUUCUCUGCCGACUAGAGGUCAAGCUUGCGCUUAAUCGUUUAGGCUUUGAAUGCCGUUCCGUUCUUGAUUGUGUUAAGUAGGUAUAAGUUUUUUCUUGUACAUAUGAUGCCCAGAGUAAUGUGAGUCCACUUAUGCAGUGAUUUUAGGGUAAAAUUGGAGGCAAUUAAUUUGUUGCUUUUUAUUUUUAUUUCAUUCAAUUAGUAAUUGUUCCUGUUUUUCCUUAGUCUAUUUUGAGU